AAGAAAACCCGCAAAUCUGCGUUCUCAUUGGCUCUCAGUGACCAUGACGUUUCCUGGUGCGCCCUGCUAUUGGAUGAAAGCACCGCUCAUCGUGCUGAUUGACAGCGGCGCAGCCGCAGUUUCCUCCCAGCAGCAGCAGACGCUAUUUGAGUGGAGACCAGCGGAUUGUACAUAGAGCCGCUUCAGGAUCGUCAAUGGGAGGAACGCGAGGCGCUGGAAGAGCGAGUUCCGGUCCAAAGUGAACCCCGCAGCUGCACCAUGCUCUCCAGGUCCGAACCGCGUUUGUGGAUUACAGCUUGCCUUCAUUUGUGCUGCCUGCUCGGCUGCGGGGGCGCACAGAACGCGAAGGAAGUGAUUCUGCUGGACUCCAAGGCGCAGCAGACGGAACUGGAGUGGAUCUCCUAUCCUCCCAACGGGUGGGAAGAGAUCAGCGGCUUGGAUGAGAACUACAUUCCCAUCCGCACCUACCAGGUUUGCCAAGUCAUGGAGUCCAAUCAGAACAACUGGCUAAGGACUAACUGGAUAGAGAAGGGUGAUGCUCAGAGAAUAUUUGUGGAGCUGAAGUUCACCCUGAGGGAUUGUAACAGCCUACCUGGAGUGGUGGGCACCUGCAAGGAGACGUUCAACCUGUAUUACCAGGAAACCGACUCAGAGGUGGGCCGGGGGUUGAGGGAGAACCAGUAUGUGAAGAUCGAUACAAUUGCUGCAGACGAGAGCUUCACCCAGGGUGACCUGGGCGAGAGGAAGAUGAAGCUGAACACGGAGGUGCGCAUAAUUGGGCCCAUAACCCGGCGAGGCUUCUACCUGGCCUUCCAGGAUGUCGGAGCGUGCAUCGCUCUGGUUUCUGUCAAAGUCUACUACAAGAAGUGUUGGUCCAUCAUUGAGAACCUGGCCACGUUCCCAGACACGGUGACAGGAUCGGAGUUCUCCUCGCUGGUGGAGGUGGAGGGCAUGUGUGUGAAUGACGCCGAGGAGGAGGCGGACAACUCCCCCAAGAUGCACUGCAGCGCCGAGGGGGAAUGGCUUGUUCCCAUUGGGAAAUGUAUAUGCAAGGCUGGAUUUCAUCAGAAGGGAGACACGUGUGAACCGUGCGGACGUGGCUUCUACAAGUCGUCCUCUCAGGACCUUCAGUGCUCUCGCUGUCCGGCGCACAGUUUCAACGACCGCGAGGGCUCCUGGCGUUGUGACUGCGAGGAUGGAUACUACCGAGCCCUCUCCGACUCGCCAUCUGUGGCCUGCACCAGACCUCCCUCUGCACCACAGAACCUGGUCUACAACAUCAACCAGACCACGGUUAACCUGGAGUGGAGCCUGCCGGCCGACACCGGCGGUCGUAACGAUGUCACCUACAGGGUGAUCUGCAGGCGCUGCAGCUGGGAACCUGAGGAAUGUGUACCGUGUGGUCCAAAUGUGGGCUAUUCUCCUGCACAGUCGGGGUUGGUGGACACCUAUGUGAGCAUCGUGGACCUGCUCGCCCACGCCAACUACACCUUUGAGGUGGAAGCUGUCAAUGGAGUGUCGGACCUGAGCCGCACGCAGAGGCUGUUUGCGUCGGUCAGCAUUGCUACGGGCCAAGCAGCUCCGUCCCAGGUCAGCGAGGUCAUCAAGGAGAUGGUGCAGCAGCGCAGCGUCCAGCUGUCCUGGCAGGAGCCCCAUCAGCCCAACGGCGUCAUCACCGAAUAUGAAAUCAAAUACUACGAAAAGGACCAAAAGGAUCGGAUCUACUCCACCGUGAGGUCAAAGUCCACGUCGGCCACCGUGAACAACCUGAAGCCCAGCACCGCCUACGUGUUCCAGAUCAGGGCGUUCACGGAGGCCGGAUACGGGACCUUCGGGCCCAGGCUGGAGAUCACCACCAAGGAGGAGGCCACGGCUGCGAUUGUCUCCAGCGAGCAGAACCCCGUCAUCAUCAUAGCGGUGGUGGCCGUGGCGGGGACCAUCAUCCUGGUCUUCAUGGUGUUCGGCUUCAUCAUCGGGAGAAGGUACGCUCUCGCGGGCCCCGUUGACUCUCCGCUCCUGCACUGCGGGUACAGCAAGGCUGAUCAGGAGGGAGACGAGGAGCUCUACUUCCAGUUUAAAUUUCCAGGCACCAAAACCUACACUGACCCGGAAACCUACGAGGACCCGAACAGGGCUGUCCAUCAGUUCGCCAAGGAGCUGGAUGCCUCCUGCAUAAAGAUCGAGCGAGUGAUUGGAGCAGGAGAGUUUGGAGAGGUGUGCAGCGGCCGGCUGAAGCUCCCCGGGAAGCGGGACAUGUCGGUCGCCAUCAAGACGCUGAAAGUGGGCUACACGGAGAAGCAGAGGCGGGACUUCCUGUGCGAGGCCAGCAUCAUGGGACAGUUUGACCACCCCAACGUCGUCCACCUGGAGGGAGUCGUGACUCGAGGGAAGCCGGUCAUGAUUGUCAUCGAGUACAUGGAGAACGGCUCAUUAGAUGCUUUCCUCAGGAAACACGAUGGUCAGUUCACAGUCAUCCAGCUGGUGGGAAUGCUGCGGGGCAUAGCAGCGGGAAUGAGAUACCUGGCUGAUAUGGGCUAUGUCCACCGAGACCUGGCUGCACGGAACAUCCUGGUCAACAGCAAUCUCGUAUGUAAAGUUUCUGACUUCGGCCUGUCGAGAGUGAUCGAGGACGAUCCCGAGGCUGUCUACACAACAACCGGUGGUAAAAUACCGGUUCGAUGGACCGCGCCAGAAGCCAUCCAGUAUCGUAAAUUCACCUCUGCCAGCGACGUGUGGAGUUACGGCAUUGUGAUGUGGGAGGUCAUGUCCUACGGGGAGCGGCCGUACUGGGACAUGUCCAAUCAGGACGUCAUAAAGGCCAUAGAAGAAGGCUACCGUCUUCCAGCCCCCAUGGACUGUCCUCCAGGGCUGCACCAGCUGAUGUUGGACUGCUGGCAGAAAGACCGAGCUGAGCGUCCCAAGUUUGAUCAGAUAGUUGGCGUCCUUGAUAAAAUGAUCCGCAACCCUAACACCUUAAAAACCCCGGUGGGAACAUGUACAAGACCAAUCAGCCCGCUGUUAGAUCAGAGCACACCAGACUUCGCCGCUUUCCGCUCGGUGGGAGAGUGGCUGGAAGCCGUCAAGAUGGAGCGAUACAGAGACAACUUCACAGCAGCUGGCUACAGUUCCUUAGAGUCUGUGGCCAGGAUGUCAAUAGAGGACGUGAUGAGCCUGGGGAUCACACUCGUCGGCCAUCAGAAAAAGAUAAUGAGCAGCAUACAGACUAUGAGAGCCCAGAUGCUGCAUCUCCACGGUACAGGAGUCCAGGUGUGACGACCCGCCUUGUCAGGGCAGAAACACAGAAGCAGAACUUAGCCGUAGCGGCGCCUCAGGCGCGCCCGGCGCUCCGGUCACCUGCUGCGUCUGACUCCUGCUGCUGCAUCUGGAGUGGAACCAUCCCUCUGUCCCUCAUUGAGGGACGUAGGUCCGUCUCUGCAGAAGGCUCUGAGGAGAGGAAAAGGGCAACGCAAAAGCAACUACCUGGACAAGAUGACUCUUCUCUCUUACCACAUAUCAACAGGCGUGAUGAAAAGGAGCUUCCUUACCUGAAUGAGGGGUUGAACUGCACUCUAUGGCUGCGGGUGCUCCGUACACAGGAGAGAAAACGUGUUUACUCGCUUUGGUUUCAUGGAUUUUCUACUUUCUUCGUGCUUGCCACAGGGAGACAAUGUGGAGCUGCUUUUUCUCCUCUGGACGUGACGACAGGGUAGCCCGUGGAAACGGCAGAUGGACGUUCUGGGGUGUAGAUCUUCUGCUACUGCUUGUGCUGACUUGUUCUGGACCGUGUGACUCGUUUGCAGUGAUUUGAAUACUUUUCUCUCCGUGCAUCAUCUGCUUGUUUUGGGUGCACCACAGUGGGGAUUUGACUUUGUCCUGGAGCUUUCAUCCAGGAAUUUGCACGAGUGCAGCACCGAGGAGAUGCGGGGGGCGAAUGGUUCUUCUAAACUCCGGACUUUUAUAUUGAAGUAGCAAUAUCCUUUGUCUUAGAGUUCACCACAGCACAGAGCGUCAGGACGUAGGCAUCGAUUAGAACGCGUCAGCACAGUUCAAAGAUUGUAUGAAAGUGCAGCCACUGCAUUUGGGUUUGCCUAAAGCGUUGCACACAGUUUGUUCCGUUGAGUUGUUCAGCUGCAGAUGAUGUUUGAGUGGAUCUUAGAGAGUAGAUAUAAUACUGCCUUAAAGAUGUUUAGAUGAAGUGUCACCACUUUUUUAGGUCAUGCUAUUGCAAUGCUUUUUUCCCUCUCCUUGUAGCGCGAUGUCUUCUUCUCUGAACUUGAUCGGAUGUGCACAGAGAGUUUAACACGGGAAGAGAUUGACUUAAAAGAGCAAUAAUUACCAGGGAGAAUUGGUCCUCACCUGAGUUUCUUAAAGGUGCUAGGUAGGGUGCACGUGUGUCCAUGUUUGUAAAGGUGUAGUCACCAUCAGACGGGGGAGGAACGUACCUCUGCGACCUGAAAAGGUUUAGAGCGUGCUCAGAAGACUGCCUCGCAGUCAUCAGAUGAAACAGUCCUGUUGUAUUUUGCCUCUGUGAUGUGCAAAAGAUUCGAUGAAAAUCUAACACGGCAUGGAAAUGUUGGACUGAGUGGCUGUGCAGAUGAAAGUGGCACCGUUUGAAACUCUAGAAAGGUGCCAAUUAGCCAUGCUCACAUCAUCUUACGACACAUUGCGCCACCCAGAAAUCAAAGAUUCGCUUCAGUGUUUGGGCAUGAAAACACAGGAGCAGAGGACGGAGCCUGCAUCAGGCGCAGAUUGUGCUGUUAAAUUCCUCCGUUCUGGCUCUGUAGGCAGCCACGCAGCUCCUCUUGUUUAUUCAUGCGGCUCCGCUGCUCAUCCUUCACAGGCCAAGAUGUGACGGAACAUGCAUUAAAGUCUGCUCCUCUUUUCUGCCGUGUGACUGUGUGCAGAGAACAGAGAUGAGGGGACCUUGCUUAAAGCCGGUUGACUUCUUUGGUGCCAUCUGCCUCCACUUCUAGAAGAGAAGUCUCCAUGUUUGCUGCAUAUGUUUGUGUCGUUUUCUUUGAUAAGUAAAGUAAUUUAUUCAGCUCUCAUGUGACGGUGCUUGCAGAAGAAAACUGUAAUUUUUUUCAUUGCUGCUGUAACCUCAGAGACAAGUCAACAUUUUAAAGCUGCCGUCACUUUGGUUUCACCUUCAGUGCAGAAACAUCAGGAGUCAACCUUGAGCUCAAAAACAGGAAGUGAAAACAUUUGCAGCUUCCUCUGGGGGGGUUUCUACCAAUCUGGUUCCGAUGCUGGAAUGGCUCGACAUCAGCUCCUUCUGCUCCAUCUGCCUGUAGCACUCGUCCAGUAUACCUAAACCAGUUCUAUCCCAGUACCCACUCCAGUAUACCUAAACCAGUUCUAUCCCAGUACCCACUCCAGUAUACCUAAACCAGUGCUAUCCCAGUACCCACUCCAGUAUACCUAAACCAGUGCUAUCCCAGUACCCACUCCAGUAUACCUAAACCAGUGCUAUCCUUAUACCCACUCCAGUAUACCUAAACCAGUGCUAUCCCAGUACCCACUCCAGUAUACCUAAACCAAUGCUAUCCUUAUACCCACUCCAGUAUACCUAAACCAGUGCUAUCCCAGUACCCACUCCAGUAUGUCUAAACCAGUGCUAUCCUUAUACCCACUCCAGUAUACCUAAACCAGUGCUAUCCCAGUACCCACUCCAGUAUACCUAAACCAGUGCGAUCCCAGUACCCACUCCAGUAUGUCUAAACCAGUGCUAUCCUUAUACCCACUCCAGUAUACCUAAACCAGUGCGAUCCCAGUACCCACUCCAGUAUCCCUAAACCAAUGCUAUCCUUAUACCCACUCCAGUAUAGCUAAACCAGUGCUAUCCCAGUACCCACUCCAGUAUGUCUAAACCAGUGCUAUCCUUAUACCCACUCCAGUAUACCUAAACCAGUGCGAUCCCAGUACCCACUCCAGUAUACCUAAACCAGUACUAUCCCAAUACCCACUCCAGUAUGCCUAAACCAGUGCUAUCCUUAUACCCACUCCAGUAUACCUAAACCAGUGCUAUCCUUACACCCACUCCAGUAUACCUAAACCAGUAUUAUCCCAGUACCCACUCCAGUAUGCCUAAACCAGUGCUAUCCUUACAUCCACUCCAGUAUACCUAAACCAGUGCUAUCCUUACACCCACUCCAGUAUACCUAAACCAGUGCUAUCCUUACACCCACUCCAGUAUACCUAAACCAGUACUAUCCCAGUACCCACUCCAGUAUGCCUAAACCAGUGCUAUCCUUAAACCCACUCCAGUAUGCCUAAACCAGUGCUAUCCUUACACCCACUCCAGUAUACCUAAACCAGUACUAUCCCAGUACCCACUCCAGUAUGCCUAAACCAGUGCUAUCCUUACAUCCACUCCAGUAUACCUAAACCAGUGCUAUCCUUAAACCCACUCCAGUAUGCCUAAACCAGUGCUAUCCUUACAUCCACUCCAGUAUGCCUAAACCAGUGCUAUCCUUAUACCCACUCCAGUAUACCUAAACCAGUGCGAUCCUUAUACCCACUCCAGUAUACCUAAACCAGUACUAUCCCAGUACCCACUCCAGUUUGCCUAAACCAGUGCUAUCCUUACAUCCACUCCAGUAUACCUAAACCAGUGCUAUCCUUAUACCCACUCCAGUAUACCUAAACUAGUGCUAUCCUUACAUCCACUCCAGUAUACUUAAACCAGUACUAUCCCAGUACCCACUCCAGUAUGCCUAAAGCAGUGCUAUCCUUAAACCCACUCCAGUAUGCCUAAACCAGUGCUAUCCUUAUACCCACUCCAGUAUACCUAAACUAGUGCUAUCCUUAUACCCACUCCAGUAUACCUAAGCCAGUACUAUCCCAGUACCCACUCCAGUAUGCCUAAAGCAGUGCUAUCCUUAAACCCACUCCAGUAUGCAUAAACCAGUGCUAUCCUUACACCCACUCCAGUAUACCUAAACCAGUACUAUCCCAGUACCCACUCCAGUAUACCUAAACUAGUGCUAUCCUUAUACCCACUCCAGUAUACCUAAGCCAGUACUAUCCCAGUACCCACUCCAGUAUGCCUAAAGCAGUGCUAUCCUUAAACCCAAUCCAGUAUGCCUAAACCAGUGCUAUCCUUACACCCACUCCAGUAUACCUAAACCAGUACUAUCCCAGUACCCACUCCAGUAUGCCUAAACCAGUGCUAUCCUUAAACCCACUCCAGUAUACCUAAACCAGUACUAUCCCAGUACCCACUCCAGUAUUCUUAAACCAGUGCUAUCCUUAAACCCACUCCAGUAUACCUAAACCAGUGCUAUCCUUAUACCCACUCCAGUAUACCUAAACCAGUGCUAUCCUCAUACCCACUCCAGUAUACCUAAACCAGUGCUAUCCUAGUACCCACUCCUGUACGCCUAAACCAGUGCAAUCCCAGUACCCACUCCAGUAUGCCUAAACCAGUGCAAUCCCAGUACCCACUCCAGUAUACCUAACACCAGUGCUAUCCCAGUACCCACUCCAGUAUGCCUAAACCAGUACUAUCCCAGUACCCACUCCAGUAUGCCUAAACCAGUGCAAUCCCAGUACCCACUCCAGUAUGCCUAAACCAGUGCUAUCCCAGUACCCACUCCAGUAUGCCUAAACCAGUGCAAUCCCAGUACCCACUCCAGUAUACCUAACACCAGUGCUAUCCCAGUACCCACUCCAGUAUACCUAACACCAGUGCUAUCCCAGUACCCACUCCAGUAUGCCUAAACCAGUGCUGUCCUUAUACCCACUCCAGUAUACCUAAACCAGUGCUAUCCUUAUACCCACUCCAGUAUACCUAAACCAGUGCUAUCCCAGUACCCACUCCAGUAUGCCUAAACCAGUGCAAUCCCAGUACCCACUCCAGUAUGCCUAAACCAGUGCUAUCCCAGUACCCACUCCAGUAUGCCUAAACCAGUGCAAUCCCAGUACCCACUCCAGUAUACCUAACACCAGUGCUAUCCCAGUACCCACUCCAGUAUACCUAACACCAGUGCUAUCCCAGUACCCACUCCAGUAUGCCUAAACCAGUGCUGUCCUUAUACCCACUCCAGUAUACCUAAACCAGUGCUAUCCCAGUACCCAUCCCCCAUUUUCCAACAGUAACAGCAAAAGGGCUCUCAUCUCCUGCAGUACCUAGGUUCCUCACAAGGAGUCAGAAUUCCCUGAAGCAGAAGUUUGAGGAAUGCACCGCUGCUGCUAGAGAGACGUCUCAGGGAUGCAGGAGUGGAGCAGAUGUCGAACAUUUGGCUUAAACAUGUUGGUUCACACCAGAGAAAGAAAACAAAACUCUUCAGAGUUCUUCAUCUGAUGGAAUCAUGUACUGGUCGUCAUUUUAAAUGAACUAAAUGUAGACUAGGGUUGUCACGGUAACCGGUGUAGCGGUAAACAGCGGUCAAAACGUUGACAAUAAUAAUAACCGUCUUGUUUUUAAGAAACUAUAUUAUCUCGGUGGAUUACCGUGGCUGCGGUGUAGGCGCGGUGACCCUUACCAGCCACCGUAUCAUCUGCUGAAGUUGCCGGCGGCACAUGCGCACUUUGUUGUUUACAACCAAAACUUUCUUGAAGCUAAAGCUGAAAUAAUGGCCAAAGGAGGAGACGGCAGCGCUCAGGACAUUUAUUAUCCCUCUAAGAAGACAAAGUGGGAAGUACGGGCAUCUUUAGGAUAUGUGAAGAAUGCCGAGGGACAGCUGAUAGAAGACGGCUAUCCUGUUUGCAGCACGUGCAGAAAAAGUGUCUGUGAAAGGCAGCAACGCUUCAAAUCUCAUGACACAUCUGCGUGACCAUCACCCACAACUCUACAGUCAACGCAAGGCAAGCUAACGUUAGCGUUUUAGCUAAAAUGCGUGAUCCGAGGAUUUGGGUUGAGGGAGAACGCAACGAGUCGCUAUAUAAAGCAGCCGCAGCGCCGCUACCUGCAUAUAAACCGUGUUGCGGACACCGCCAUGUUGAAAUGACGCUAUGCAUUACGGGGCUCCCAGGGGCAGAUAAGAGUUGGUCUCUCUCCGAGAAUAAUUAUGAAUUUAACAACGAUUACUGCCUGAUGACAUUUUCCCACAUCUGCAAAGCUCAAUGGAAGGACACAAACCGAGGACAAUAUUCUCCUGAUAUAGGGUUUAUUACUCAAGUAAGGGUAAAAAAGUAUCUGAUUAGAAGGCUACUCGAGUACUGAGUAUCAUCUGAUCUAAUAUUUUUAAAAUGAUGACAUCAAACAGACAUAAAAUAAGAAGUUAUGGGCAAAUAUUGGUAUUUUAAAGACUAAAGGGGAAAAAUGUAAACAAAUAAACAACAUAAUUACAAAAUAACACAUUUUAGGCUAAAUUUAGACGCAAACUGAGGACAAUAUUUUCCUGACAUACAGGGUUUAUUUAAUUGUCUGAAAAUGUAGCACGUUUAAAAAAAUACCACGAUAAUACCGAAAACCGUGAAAAUUUUGGUCACAAUAACCGCGAGGUUAGAUUUUCACACCGUGACGACCCUAAUGGAGACAAGCUGUCCUUCUGCCCUGGGAUCACCAUGAGAGGGAGGAUCAAAUGUUUAGAACCGGUUCAGAACCAGCUCUGGUGCUGGAACCAUUUGGGUAGAAACCCCCGUUUUCAUUUCUCUUUUGCCUCCUUCCGCAGCACCACUUUAGGUCAGAAACCCUCCAGAACCGCUGCUUAGAUGGUAAUGAACCCGGAGUGGACCAGAAGCAGCUUUUUCCUCGUUCACCAGGAUUUUAAUGUGCGAUCUGGAAAACAACACCUGUCCUUAACGGGAGCGGUGCUGUUGCAUUCAACAUCGUUCCGAUCCCAAAUGAAACAGAACAGGUCCGUUACCUCCACUCAGGUUCAUCUCUGGCUGGUUCUGCUCUUCAUCUGAAGUUUAGGAAACCAAAGCCUCACAGUUAAAUCAGGACUCAGACUCACGACACGACUCGGACUGAGUUUCAUUUACUAUAAAUUCAUUCCUGAGAGAGGAGGACAUGCUAGUGGUAGCAUGUGUGCUCAUAGAGAAGCCUGCCAGAUAGAGGAGCUGAUCUGGAAACACUAAACUAAUAAAUAAUGAAGACAAAUGGGAUCGCUGUGCCAGACCGAUGAAGAACGAGGAACGCCUCUUUAAUCAUAAACCUAGAAAACAGCAGGACCUUGGCUUUACUGUAGCUCGGGUUUCAUUUACUGUGGGACUCACCUUUAGAGAGACACCAGGAAUUAGCCCUGGCCAGCACCCCCCCAACCCCACCCAUACAGCAGAGCUCAGCAUUUGGCUCUUGGCCAACCCUUUGAAUUGAAUACAGGCAUGAAGUCAUUCAGUCAGCACAAAACAGCACGGCCCACAGCAGCGCUCCGUCUCACCCACAAUCCCUUGGAGGCUUGGAUUUUGUAACUGGGCCCAAGAUGAGACCCUCUCUCCCAAGGGCAGAGUCCCUCCGCUCCCUUUGCUGCAUUGUUUUAUGUUUUCUGGGGAGGCCAUAGUUCAAGCCAAAUUGAGAUUAACGCCAGGGUACAAUCGAUUCAGCGUCCGAACAACCUGCAACUUUCCCCGCCGCGCGGCCGUCGGCUUCACUUAGCUUCACCGGCAUUGUCUACAUCAGGUAGCUCAGCUCUGGAAUACAAGAGGUUCUGUUGUGGCUUCGCUUCAGCAAAUUUUAGAAACUAAGUAAAAAACAGAAGCCUGCUGGUUAGAACAUGAUGGAUUGCAUUAUGAAAGGCAGAAUAUGAAGUUAUUUUUCAAACCGAGAGGUUCAGCCAUUGGUCGGGUUGAGGAUACUUCCAGAGACUGCAGCACAGUCAGUUGCGUCAGAAAGAGCCGAGGUUUAGGGAUCUUUGUGUGUUCUAACUGUAAAACUUGUACAUUUUUAUUUAUAUUAGUUUUUUUAUACCUGUUACUCAAUAGAGAGCUCUGAAUACAUUGCACUAUAUUUUUGUAUUUGACAGAGGAACUAUUGUCACACACAAGAUUUCUGUUGUACAUACGUUUUCAUUUAGGACCAAAGACAGUCGGUAGGAUUCCCAUCUAGAGUCUUAACCUUGUUUUCGUUUUGCCUUUAGUUUGUUGUACAGUAAUAAAAACGUUGACUCAUUAUUUAUUUUUCUGUGAUGAAGGUAUUGACGAUAUUCACUGGUCAUAGGUAUGUUCUCCAACAGCUGAACUGUUUCAUUAGACAGUUUCUUGUUGCAUAGAUGAUCCUUUUUGAUUUGUAAUCUUUGUAAUAGACUGUACAUAUAUUUUUGGAAAUAUACAAUCUCCACAAAAAGA
Molecule: messenger RNA, 11232 nt
Organism: Nothobranchius furzeri (turquoise killifish)
Lineage: Eukaryota; Metazoa; Chordata; Actinopteri; Cyprinodontiformes; Nothobranchiidae
Gene: epha7
Product: eph receptor A7
Biological process (GO): ephrin receptor signaling pathway; axon guidance; protein phosphorylation
Cellular component (GO): plasma membrane; dendrite
Molecular function (GO): ATP binding; transmembrane-ephrin receptor activity; protein binding
Source: RefSeq, a predicted model, not a curated record